This is a messenger RNA of Pungitius pungitius (ninespine stickleback), 2720 nucleotides long. Its product is annotated as protein FAM181A-like. The transcript has 2 exons. The coding region runs from base 1511 to 2290 and encodes 259 amino acids. NCBI's taxonomy places the organism in Eukaryota, Metazoa, Chordata, Actinopteri, Perciformes, Gasterosteidae. The record is from RefSeq and is a predicted model, not a curated record.
CCCACCUGUCUUGGAACAAGAACAGUGUCACGUUCCGGGAUUUGUGGAUGCCACUCUGCUUCCUUUUUCCCUUUCUCCCUCACUUCAAAAGCACAGGAGUGGGGUGACAGGCGAGGGGAGGGGAGCCCCAUUGUUUAUGGGCCCUUUCAGCUGAACACAGAGGUGAAAGGAAGAAGAAGAGACCAGGACAAUAGGGUCCCAUUGCCUCUCCAGAACAAGAGGGAUGCAUCGCCGAAAAAAAAGAUAGACCGGUCAGAGCACAUAUAGACCUGCAGGGCUCUCCUCAGACAACCUCAGCACUGAGUGAAUGAGGCAAUCAAUCAUGUUGGUUGCAGCUCCCUUGGAAUAAAUGGCCUGCAGCCUCGAUGCAGACUGCAGAUUGUUUCCAAAAAUGAUGUGUCCUGACGCUGGAGUGGUCCCUUCAGGGUAGCGCACGAGCACGAGGUGUUACUUACCAGGCAAACAGCUUCCUCACAUCUCAUUCCACUGCUGCUGCGGUUCAAUGGAAAGAUAGGUACUCUUUUUUUCCCCCCCCACUCCAAUAAGGGGAUGAAGCUCAAUUAGCAUUUCACAAGUCCCCCUUUCCUCCUCCAUUGCAACCUUCCCCGCGGAGCCCAUGCUUUCUCUGGGGAUUGUCCUGUUUUGGGCCCUUGUUACCGUUGGCAGGGUGACAGUAUUCGAGUGUGCAAACUUGUGCUAUUGUCCGCGGGCCAGAGGGAGCCAUGGAGACCCCAUAAUAUGACACAGGAAAAUGUUUGCUGAUGGCAAUUCUAUGGGCUUUGUCCGACUCUUUCUCCUUCAUGACGACUCGAUUUAAGUCUCUAAAUGUUUGACUACAAAUGCAGGAGUGCUAUCCAGCUCCUUUCCCUUUGUCCCGCGAGGUUUGAAUGAGUAAUUCAGCCUUUGUGUCGCUCGAUUGAGGGGGCAAACAGAAAGACAAGAUUCUUGAGCGUUCAAGCCCCUUUCCAUGGUUAUGCACUCUUUAGAUCCCCCCCCACCCCUUGCUGACCAAAUCCUACAUCUGACAUCACUCUUGGGGAAGGUAUCGGGGUAUCUAUGUUUAAGGCUAAACUUUGAUUGCGCUAAAAUAAAGUCAGGAUGCACGAUUAUUUCAUUAUUAUUUCCCUCAUUUUUACCCAUGCACACACACACUUUUAGGGGAAGUUCAUCCGACGCGCGAAAAUCACUGUGUAGGAGAAAUAUCGCAUCCCUUCACGGGCUUUUUUCCAGGGUCUCCAUGACAACAAUUUGCAAUGGUGAAGAAUUGGAUACCAGGGGGCUUGGAGGCUGAUUGGGUGCAUUGUGAGGGGCUUGGGGUCGCUGAUUGGUUCAAGGAAAGCACCAUAACUACAAGGAGUUUAUAUUAAUUCAACUUGUUGAAGUGCUCAGCCUGGAGGGAAGUCUGCGCUUGGAUAGUGGCUUCGAGUGAGCCUCGGGCCAUCCGGCAGUGAUCUUGAUGUUGGCCUCCACGCUCCAUCAUGGACUGAUUUGAUCCCAGGUCUCCGCAGAUAUGGCGGCGCACGCAGACAGUGAAGUCAAGACGUUGCUGAAUUUUGUGAAUUUGGCCUCCAGCGACAUCAAAGCGGCCCUGGACAAGUCGGCUCCGUGCAGACGCUCCGUGGACCACAGGAAAUAUCUGCAGAAACAACUGAAGCGAUUCUCCCAGAAGUACUCGCGGGUGCCGCGAUGCCACACGCACAGGUCUGCGGACUAUGGGUACACCAAACCGGUGGGGACCGCUCAGCUGAGCGUGGACGUCACGGAGAAGGCCGCGUCGGAUGCGCCGCGCGCGGAGAACGUGGGCAGCGCCGUGGAGCAGGUGCCUAUGCGGAAACGGCAACUACCGGCCUCGUUUUGGGAGGAACCCAAAUUGACCCCAACUGAGAGGGAGCACUCGCACACGGGAUUAAAAAGGAACCACGCGGGCACUUCCGAGGGAAGCGAAAGUGAAAAGAGGAAACGGAGCUGCGAUAAGGAUGACGCAAAGGCCGCUCUGUCGGCGUCCAGUUGGCGCGGCGCAGCGGACAGAGAGACGCUCAAGUCGGACACGACCUCUCGCCACUGUGCGAACGUGUGCGGCUGCUGCCCCUUCCAGUACCACGGACACCAGGUUCUCCACAGUCACAUCGUUGUGCCGCAUCCGCAGCCGGGACCGUGGAGCAAAGCGGCAGAGGCGGAGAGACCUGCGCAUCCCUACGGACCGAAAAUCCACACGCAUGUUGUGGUCAAACCCAUAGCGACCAAACCCAGCGUCCAUUCGCCGAUCUUCAGCGUGUUUGGAUUCAUUUAAUUACCCCGGAGCACCCACACAGGCCACGCGCCAAUAGGACUAAUUGUCUUCAUGUUGAGUUCUACGUCUCAUAACAUUUAAUUGAGACACUUCCACGAGCACUUAUUGGAAAAGUAAUCUAUUUGUGUUGUUUAGAUCUAAGGGACUAUUUCGCACUUGCAGAAUAUCGUCCUUGUGUGAUGCGUUCUAAAUAUCUGAAAAGUGACAUCCAUUUGAAAGGUUUCUACUUUUAGGUUUCUGCAGAGGAUGACUGCUCGUUUCUUUUCAGCACUAAAAGUCAUGCAAAUGAAUGAGCACAUCCCGUUUUAGUUUUGUCUUUCAACUAUGGAAAUAGAAUGUGGGACACCUUUUUUCAUUGUCAAAGUAUUGUAUGAUAGAAGGGCACAUUUGAAACCGUGACUUUUAUUUUUAAAUAAAUGACUCAACUUCC